CUCUCAUUGCUCCAUCACUCUGCUCAUUUCUCGUGAAGCUUUUCACUGUUACACAUUACAUCACAAAGCUUUCACCUUUUGUUAACACUCUUCAAAACCAAACUCCCACAUAAACUCUCUCUCUCUGACAUAGCACAAAACACCUGACCUGUGAUAGCAUUUUCCCCUCAAACGUUGUACAAUCUUCUUUCAUCAUCUUCAUUUUCUUUUCUUGUCCAAGGAAAGAAACAAUCCCCUUCUUUCCUCUUUUUCCUCUCUGUAAACCUUGUUCUCCAGCAUUUAUGGUUUUGAGCUUUUGUUCUUUUCUACCAAAAUUGCUGUAUUUCCAGUUCAUGCUGCAUUUCUGGGACUGAGUUUUUUUUUUUUUAAUGUCUGUAUGUGGUCUCUGAAUUUGAUCAAGAAUUCCUGAAAUCGCGUUUUACUCCUCUCUCCAGACCUUUGCUCUCUCUGGGCUUUUGUUCUUGUCCACAAAGACUGUUGCUUUUUGUUUUUUUUAGACUUUUAGUUGUUUUUGGGCUGAUUUUUAUGCCUUUUUUGGUGUCUGUGUGUUGAUUGAGAAUUUCUUGAAGGUACACUUUUCUGCUCGAGUUAAUAGGAAAGUGCUUGCUUUUAGAGCGAGUUCCUUCAUUUUCAACAACUUUGAGAUGGGCCAUUUUGAAAAGGUGAAAGUUCUUGGGGUUUUUGUACUUGAUGGUUUUUCUUGGUUCAAUUUUACUGAAAAUCUCAGUAGUUUUUAAUAUAUUCUUUGAGCUAUAAUCUAUGAGUGGCAUUCCCACAUUUGGAAUGGUAGAUGCUCCUGUUUUUCAGUAAAAAUUUCACAAAGAAUUGAUAUUUCAAUUGCCCCUUUUGGGCUCUCCCAAGAAGAUAACAAGACACCUGCAGUUCCUUCUUUUUCCCCCAAUUGGAGGCAACCCAAAAAUGCCAUUUUUGAGUUUGUUGAGUAUUUUACUCUUUGGGUUGCUCUCGUGGUCUCAACUUGUGAUUACUCAGUUGUUGAAUGAUCAGACUACGCUGGUAGAAAUUGGGAAAGAGCUUAAAAUAUCUGGCUGGAAUGUUAAUAGCUCAGAGUAUUGCAGUUGGCCUGGCGUUUCUUGCAGCUCCAAGAAUUCAUCUGUUGAGAGGCUUGAUCUUUCUAGUCAUGGGCUGCAAGGUAAUCUCAGUCUGAUAUCUGAGCUCAAAUCCCUCAAGUGGCUUGAUCUUUCAUUCAACAAAUUCCACGGCAUAAUUCCAUCUGCUUUUGGGAACUUAUCUGAGCUUGAGUUUCUUGAUUUAUCAUUUAACAACUUCGGAGGCUCAAUCCCUCUGGAGUUGGCCAGGCUCAGGAAUCUAAGAGCUCUGAAUCUUUCCAAUAACUUGCUCAUGGGUGUGAUUCCUGAUGAGCUUGAGGAGUUGGAGAAGUUGCAGGAUUUGCAGUUGUUUACGAAUAGAUUGAAUGGUUCUAUCCCUCCGCAGGUUGGUAAUUUAACUAAUCUGAAAGUGUUUACUGCCUAUGAAAAUGAGUUGAGUGGUGUUAUUCCUGAUAAGUUGGGAUUACUCUCUGAGCUUCAGUUGUUGAACCUUCACUCAAAUAAAUUGGAGGGAUCAAUCCCUGAGAGCAUUUUCAAUAUGGAGAAGCUGGAAACUUUGGUUCUGACUCAGAAUAGAUUGACUGGCUAUAUUCCUGAAUCAAUUGGGAAAUGCAAAGGCCUUUCAAGUAUUAGGAUUGGCAAUAACAAUUUGAUUGGAGGCAUUCCUAGAGAAAUCGGUAAUAUUAGUAGCCUCACUUACUUUGAAGCAAACAAUAACAAUCUCUCUGGGGAGAUUGUGACAGAAUUCUCAAGAUGCUCGAAUCUCACUCUCCUUAAUUUAGCUUCAAACGGGUUCACAGGAACUGUCCCGUUGGAGUUUGGCUUGCUCAGUAAUCUGCAGGAGUUGAUUGUUUCUGGGAACAGUCUGUUUGGAGACAUUCCCACAUCAAUUCUGAGGAGCAAAACUUUGAACAAGCUUGAUUUGAGUAAUAAUAGAUUCAACGGCACCAUACCACAGAGUAUCUGCACGACAACUAGAUUGCAGUACCUGCUGUUGGGUCAGAAUUCAAUAAGAGGGGAGAUACCACACGAGAUUGGGAACUGCACGAAACUGCUGGAAUUGCAACUGGGCAGUAACUAUCUGACUGGAAGUAUUCCUCCUGAGAUUGGUCAUAUCAAGAACUUGCAAAUUGCUCUGAAUUUGAGCUCGAAUCAUCUCCGUGGACACUUGCCGGAAGAGCUGGGAAGACUGGACAAGCUGGUUUCUUUGGACGUGUCAAAUAAUCAGCUCAGUGGUAGCAUUCCAACUGCUCUGAAAGGGAUGCUUAGUUUGAUCGAGGUCAAUUUCUCUAACAAUCACUUCACCGGCCCGAUACCCUUGUUUAUACCAUUUCAGAAAAGCCUGAAUUCAAGCUUUCUUGGAAACAAAGGGCUCUGUGGUGAGCCUUUGAGCAUUUCAUGUGGAGGUUUAGACGAUUCUUCGCAUGAUGCUUACCAUCACAAGGUUUCAUACAGGAUCAUAUUAGCUGUUAUUGGUUCGGGUUUGGCUGUAUUUGCAUCUGUGACUGUGGUUGUCUUGCUAUUUAUGAUGAGGGAGAGGCAAGAAAAGGCUGCCAAAGAUGCGGGAAUUACUGAAAAUGACACUAGCGAUGAUCCAGUUAUAUUAGCAGGAAAUGUGUUUGUUGAAAACCUCCGGCAAGCUAUAGACUUCGAGGCCGUUGCCAAAGCAACUCUGAAAGAUUCCAACAAGCUCAGCACUGGAACAUUUAGCACUGUCUACAGAGCAGACAUGCCUUCUGGGAUGAGUUUGUCGGUUAGAAAACUGAAAUCAAUGGACAGAACUAUACUUAAUCACCAGGGCAAGAUGAUCAGAGAGGUUGAAAAGCUUAGUAAACUCUGCCAUGAUAAUUUGAUGAGACCAAUUGGAUUUGUUUUGUUUGAAGAUGUUGUGCUAUUGUUGCAUCAGUAUUUUCCAAAUGGGACGUUGUAUCAAUUCCUUCAUGAUUCUACGAAGAAGCCUGAUUACAAACCUGACUGGCCCACAAGACUUGCCAUUGCCGUUGGAGUGGCUGAAGGAUUAGCUUUCCUCCAUCAUGUGGCCAUUAUCCACCUUGAUAUUUCUUCGGGCAAUGUACUUUUAGAUUCUAAUUUUAGUCCUUUGGUCGGCGAAGUUGAAAUUUCAAAGCUUCUUGAUCCAUCCAGAGGGACAGCAAGUAUCAGUGCCGUUGCUGGUUCAUUUGGAUAUAUCCCUCCAGAGUAUGCAUACACCAUGCAAGUUACAGCACCAGGUAACGUCUAUAGCUACGGAGUUGUUUUGCUUGAGAUCCUCACAACUCAACUGCCAGUUGAUGAGGCUUUCGGUGAAGGCAUUGAUUUGGUGAAAUGGGUUCAUACUGCCCCAACCCGAGGAGAAACCCCAGAGCAGAUUCUCGAUGCAAGGCUAAGCACCGUUUCAUUUGCUUGGAGAAAAGAAAUGCUUGCUGCACUGAAGGUAGCAUUACUCUGCACUGAUACCACACCAGCCAAACGACCGAAAAUGAAAAAGGUGGUGGAAAUGCUUCAAGAAAUUACACAAAAUUAGGUAGAGUCGAUUUUCCUCGAGUUCAUUCUCAACCACAGAAAUAGAAGCCCAGAAAAUAUUCUAAGUACAGUCCUCACGGGCCGAUGCAUGAUUUCUGUGACAUGCAUGGGGUCGUCGCGUUACCCUCAUGUAUCAAGAAGUUGUCGUAAAUUUCAGUACUUUUGGAUGGGAAAGACCUACCUACUAGGUGAAGGAAAAGUGCAGCAAAGAGCGUUCUUCCUGAAUUGAGCACUGUAUUUCUGGCUUGUUAUUGGCCUUAAAUCAUAUAAAUGGUAUAUGGCUCAACAUUUGUAUGAGAAGUUGCAUCUAUAUGGAAAAUGCUCUUGAAGGUGUA
Sesamum indicum (sesame) is the source of this 3922-nucleotide messenger RNA. RefSeq names its product leucine-rich repeat receptor-like tyrosine-protein kinase PXC3. Gene Ontology annotation, biological process: protein phosphorylation. The record is from RefSeq and is a predicted model, not a curated record. Lineage: Eukaryota; Viridiplantae; Streptophyta; Magnoliopsida; Lamiales; Pedaliaceae. Gene Ontology annotation, molecular function: protein kinase activity; protein binding; ATP binding.